Molecule: messenger RNA, 1524 nt
Organism: Parasteatoda tepidariorum (common house spider)
Lineage: Eukaryota; Metazoa; Arthropoda; Arachnida; Araneae; Theridiidae
Product: SEC14-like protein 2
Cellular component (GO): cytoplasm
Source: RefSeq, a predicted model, not a curated record
AGGAAAAUUAUGUGCAGUUGAUAGCUUUGUAAAAAGUUACAAUGGCAGUAGAAUAAAUUAUAUCGGAUUACGAACGUUCAUUGGUCAUUAUAAAACUACAAGUUUUCAUUUUUGCGUUCCUUUAGUCACUAAAUUUGAUAGCCUGAACCAGCAGUCUUAAUUACUUGGAUAUGAACAUGGUUAACGGAAAACUAGACUACGUUCUCCAAGAAGAUCAGCGAAUUAAACUAAUAGAGUUUCGAAAACUUGUGGCGGAUAUUUUAGAGCCAAACCAUGAUGAUCAGUUUCUUUUAAGAUGGUUAAAAGCAAGGGAUUUUGACUUAUCCAAAGCACAACGAAUGUUUAGAGAGAGUCACAAAUUUCGCAAGAAGAUUGGAGCUGACACCAUUCUCACCCCUGCAUAUGAAUUUCCUGACGUGUAUAAAAAGUAUCCUAUUUCCCAGUACCUAGGUUUUGAUAACGAAAACAGUGCUGUCCGUCUAUUUAUGGUUGGAAUCCUGGAUUAUAAAGGUUACGUACACUCUCUUCCCGUAAUAGAUCUGAUGAAAAUUCUAAUUUAUUUCUUAGAGAAUGACUUAAAGAUGAUGCAUGAAAGAAAAAAGAGUGUUGGAAUAUUCGAAGAAAAAUCUACAUUCAUUCUAGACUUCAGUGGUUUCUCCCUGAAGCAAUUUAAUGAUAAAUCAGUUAUAAAUGCUGGCAUUCAACUGAUAACUAUGUACCAGGAUAACUAUCCUGAAACUUUAAAAGCCGCCUAUCUUAUUAAUGUUCCGUCCUACUUCAGUUGGAUUUUCAAUAUAUUCAAGCCUUUCUUAAACGCCGUCACAUUGAGCAAAAUAAAAAUCUACAAAACAGAUGAAUGGCAAGAUGAGUUGUGGAAAAUCGUGGAUAAGGAUUUGGUCCCAGCUUUCUUGGGAGGAAACCGUACUGAUCCAGACGGAAAUCCUAAAUGUACAACCUUGGUCAACUGGGAUUCUAAAAUUGAUACCAUAUACUACAUGAAGGAGAAUAACAAUCGUGGAGGUCCAGACCCUGAUAUGAAAUCUGCAGUUGUGCAACAGAGAUCCAGUUUGCAAGUUCCUGUUGACAUAGAAUCCAAAGGCUCAAUCCUAAAAUGGGCUUUCAGAACCAAAGAAUGUAAUAUUAAAUUUGGACUGUUUUACAGAAAGACCGAUAAAUCCUUAGAAGAGCUUUUACCAGUUGAAAACGUAGAUUGCCAACUGAUACCGGAGGAAAAUGAAUACCUCUGCAAGAAAACUGGAACAUAUGUACUUUACUUUGAUAACUCAUACAGUUGGCUCACAGCCAAACAGCUCUAUUAUAAAGUGGAAGUCGAAGCACCUCAAAUAAUUCAGACCCAAUAGUAAUGGAUCUCCAUAUGAAAUACUUUAUUUAUCGAAUCUGUAUAUUAACUGUAAAUUCAUCAUUCAGUUUUAGUUUCAUUUUGUGUAAUUUUAUGUUAUUUACAAUUCAUCUGUAUGCAUCUCUUUCUACAUAAUAAAAGACUGGCUCUGGUUUGUGCAUUUA